Molecule: messenger RNA, 1995 nt
Organism: Pimephales promelas (fathead minnow)
Lineage: Eukaryota; Metazoa; Chordata; Actinopteri; Cypriniformes; Leuciscidae
Gene: tmx3a
Product: thioredoxin related transmembrane protein 3a
Cellular component (GO): endoplasmic reticulum; cell surface
Source: RefSeq, a predicted model, not a curated record
CUGGAUCCAACUCCACCCCCUGGAUCUCGUGUAGGGCAGGCUAUGCUGCUGGGGAGAGUUUGCGGUUUAGUUGGUCAACUGGCUUAUCUAAAUAUAUUCAUACCAAUAUGACACUCAAACACAUAUAUUUUUAACAGUUUUAAAUAUUUUAAAAUUAGAACACGUUGUUAAUAUUGGUUUAUUUAGACUGAAACUGUGUACUCUGUAAAAUACAAGACUAAAAUCGAAUUCAAACGUUGCGCGAUCAAACCAUCCACUUGUCCAAAUUCAAAUUGUGGCCUAAAUCUGUAGCCUACGCUCCUACCCCUCGGGGCAAUGGGGUUAAUCUAGUCUGUCGGUCAAGAGCUUAUUACAACCAGUCUGAUGAUUAGACUAUAACCCAACACCAACUCUGCUGUCAGUACGUUAACAUUAAAGGACAUUGCGCGGUUAAUGACAAAUUUCAAGGAUAGCAAGAAUGAGAAACUUAAUAUUUACAGCGCUUCUUUCGGUCAUUGCUGUGGUGGUGUCAGGUUACGUGGAGGAACUGGAUGACAAGUUUAAGGAAAACCGACAGGGUGAACUCUGGCUGGUGGAGUUUUAUGCUCCAUGGUGCGCAUACUGUCACACAUUUGAGCCUAUAUGGUAUGAAGUCGGUGCAGAGCUGAAGAGUUUGGGCUCUCCUGUUAAUGUGGGCAAGAUGGAUACCACAGAGCACACAAGCAUGGCUUCAGAGUUUAAUAUCCGUGGAUAUCCAACCAUAAAACUAUUUAAAGGAGACCUGUCUUUUGACUACAAAGGACCAAGAACAAAGGACGCUAUUAUUGAAUAUACCAAUAGAGUUUCAGGUCCUGUGGUAAGAACUCUCUCCAGUGUUCAGUUGUUCCAGCAUGUUAUGAGUCGUCAUGAUCUUAUCUUCGUUUACAUUGGAGGGGAGUCGCUUCUUAAGAAGGAAUACUAUAAAGCUGCAACUGAGUAUAUUGUCCACACUUAUUUUUUCUCUGCAUCUGAGGAAAUCCUUCCAAAGGCAGUCACUCUGCAGGAUGUUCCCGUUGUUGCUGUGUUCAAAGAUGGCACGUACUACCUCUACAACGAAUUUCUUGAUGGUGAUCUGUCUUCCUGGAUAAAUCGAGAACGUUUUCCCACUUACUUCCAAAUCGAUAGCUUCAGUCUGUACCAAAUGGGAGAACAAAGUAAACUUGUGGCAUUGGCAGUAGUAGAUGAGAAAAAUCCAUCUGAAGAAAGCAUUCGUUACAAAACUAUGAUGGAAAGGCUGUCUACUGAAUACAGAGAUCAUUAUAAAAGUGAUUACCAGUUUGGUUAUAUGGAUGGUAAUGAAUAUAUCAAUGGUUUAAUUAUGGGAGAAGUUGCGAUCCCCUCCAUAAUUGUGCUGAAUAUGACCAUUGAUGGAUACUAUCUACCAGAAAGUGAGAUUGAGACCAUUGAAGAUUUACUUCGCUUUCUCAACAGCGUUCUGGAUGGCAGCACUUCGCUACUUGGAGGAAAUGGGUUUUUGCAGUGCAUUAGGAGAAAUUUCUUUAAAGCGAAGUCUACUUUGGUGUCAAUGUUCCAGACAGCUCCAAUCUUCUCCUGUUUUGUGUGUGGACUGCCUGUGGGCAUUGUUGUAAUGGUUAUCUGGGCUACAUGUACUGCUGUACCAACAAAUGAUGAAAAACCUGAGGAAGGAGCUACAGCCAGUCCUGCUUUGGAUGCACACGGGAAGAAAGCAGCAGAAUUGCAGCCUGGCAGCACAGAAAAAACCUCCGAAGCAAAGAAAGAGGAUUAACAUGGACUGUUUAUUUAGGAUCAUGUUAAUCUGUAACAUCACUGUAUUUAAUACUGCUUUCACCAUUUUUAUAAAUUGUUUUCCCAGUCUGCAUUGUUGAUAUUGGGGUUGGUUUCUUUAUCAAAUAAAAGUUCAAAUAACUUAAUCAACUUAAUUUAUUUUAUUAAGCUUCCAUCAUGUGAAACAAGUCUAUAAAUAUUUUCAAUCAAAUAAAUAAAGCACAAAUGCUA